AUGAAUCCAAUCACGCAAACAAAGAAGCAAAAUGCCAUGAACGAGCGUGAACUUCGUCUCGGUUACACGGGUACAGAGAGCAGUUGGCACCGACAAUACAGGGACUCCGCGUGGAUUUUCGUUGGUGGCUUGAGCUAUGACUUGACAGAAGGCGAUGUGAUCUGUGUGUUCUCACAGUAUGGAGAAAUCGCAAAUAUAAAUCUCGUGAGAGACAAAGACACUGGACGUUCCAGGGGAUUUGCAUUCGUCUGCUAUGAAAACCAAAAGAGCACUGUUCUUGCCACAGAUAAUCUUAACGGAAUAAAACUCGCCGGUCGCAUAAUUCGUGUCGAUCAUGUUGAGAAGUAUAGGGUUCCCACCGCUGGUAUGACGAAAGUUGGGCGUCAAGACGCUGAUCAGGUCCCUACAAAUGUUGAUGGCGGUGAGUUCCCGUCCGUGACUGACUACGUGCGCGAUCAUGGCUGUGGCCCUGAAGCGAUGCGAAGAAUUCUGGAGCUUCAAAAGGUGAACAAAACCUCUCAAGAAUCUCCACAAUAUAAUGGGUCCCAUGUAGAUCGACCACCGUCUCCACCGCGUGGGUCUCAUCAUCUCUCCUCACAAAACCUUUCGUCUCGUCGUGACAAAUCUCCUUCUGUUUCGCCACCACGACGUAGUCAAGAUUUGUCCCUACUUAGAGGGCGAAACUCCAAUUUCAGGCGCUCCUCACCUCACCGAAGACACCAUUCUCCAGGUCCAACCGAUACGUCCUCUACGCGACGCAGGUCGGAAGCGCAUCCGAGAGAUUUGUCCAUAUCUACGCAAAGCAAACGACCCUCUUCCUUUUCCUCCCAUCACUCUAGGCAUCGCGAUCGCGAUCGCUCUCGAAGCUCUCCCCACCAAUGA
This is a messenger RNA of Hydatigera taeniaeformis, 882 nucleotides long. The record is from the annotation of a GenBank genome assembly. Lineage: Eukaryota; Metazoa; Platyhelminthes; Cestoda; Cyclophyllidea; Taeniidae.